AUGUACAAUUAAGAUAUUGAUUACGAAUAGAAUUUAUAAACCAAAUAGGUUUCAACGCUUCUAUCAGAUUAUAAUCCUUAAACUGAUUUUUCAAAGAAUAAGCAUGACAUAAUAUCACCAAAUUAGUAGGAAAUAGACCUUUUAUCAAAAUGCAAGAGAACAAUAUCUCUGCUCAAAAUGCACUAAAGAAAUUCUUCUAUUGAAAUAAAUUAAUAGCAAAUAAAUAAUAAUAAAGAGAACUCCAAUCCUAAUAGACCAUAUUUUGAACCUUAAUAGGUAGUAAAUGAAAAAUAUCUAUAAAAUGAAUAGCCUCUGCUUAUUGAUUAUAAAAAAUUAGAAUAUAAAAUUAAGGAUUAGGAAUAAGUAAUGAAUCAACUAACUUAAAUAAACCAAAAAUUGCAAAUCAAUUUAUAAAAUUGCUCUAAAGAAAUGCAGUAGCUAAGAGAAAUAAUAAAAUAAAAAGAUUAAAUUGUAAUCGACCAAUAAAAUUAGGUUUAAAACAUGCAACUAACCUUAUAAUAAAUAAAAGACGAUAUGCUAAUAAAAGAAUAAUAAAUAAUCAGUAGAUGUUCAAUUUAAAAUAAUGAAGUUGUAGAUAAACUAAAAAAAUAACAUGAAAGCUAAGUUGAAUAGCUUAAAUAGAACUAAUAAUAAAAUAGUGAAAACUUAACUCAAAUCAUAAAUGACUUAAUAAAAGACUAAGAAAAGCUAAAAAAGAAAAUAGAGAGUCUUGAAAAAAAGAAUAGAGAUCUUGAAAAUAUUAUUAAUUCUAAAAAUAAAAUAAUUGGAAAAAUCAAUAAUCAAAAAAGCAGUGAAUAUGAAAGUACUAUUGAAGAAAAAAAUAAGGAAAUAUUAUAAUUGUCAUAAACUAUUAAAGAAUUAAAAAAAAAUGUAAAAUAAGAAGAUAAAAUAGUAAAAGACUUAUCCUCUAAGGAGUAGUAACUCAACUUAAAAGUCAUUUCUUUAUAAUAGGAGAAUUAAAAGCUUUAGUUUGAAAUAAAAAAAGUUAUGAGAUUAAGCUAAUAAGAAAUAAGAAACUUGCUAGAGGAAAAGAAAGAAAAAAAUCAAUAAGCUUUAGAAAAGUAGUAGAAAUAUGAAAAAUUCUUAUAAGUAUAUUAGAAAUAAGUAGAAAAAUUUUAGAAAUAACUAAAUUAAGCAAUUAAAUAAAAAAAACCAAAUAAUAAAUCAGAAAAAGAAGGUGAGAAUUAAGUUAAGAAUAACUAUUUAUCUACUUAGAGAAGUUAAAGAGGUGUUACAACAGAAAGAUCUAAAAGAAGUUAAAGUGCUUUUAACUCUAAAAAGUAAAUACAAAGUAGUGCUUCAAUAGCAGGCUACAACUCAUAAAAUGAACAUUAUUCAGAAAAAAGAUCAAAUCCUUAACAAAUUGAAGCCUUUACUUACAGGCAGUAGUCAUGCUAACAAGGAUAAGAUCCUUAUUUUUAUAACUAAUUAAAUUAAAUUGAAUAAAUAUAAUUUAUUGAAGAUGAUCAAACCUAAUUAAAUAAUCUCUAUAACAUAAAUUAAGAAAGUGAUAAAAACGAUGAGGAGGAUUUUAUUUUACACUAAAAAAUUAUAGAGCUCUAAAAGUAGUUAAUUGAAAAAUAAAAUGAAAAUUUAUUGCUUCAGGAAGAAUACAUAAAAGAAAAUAAAUAAAUUAAUGAAGAUAAUUGCAAUUAAUUCCAAGAAUAUUUAUGA
Molecule: messenger RNA, 1695 nt
Organism: Tetrahymena thermophila SB210
Lineage: Eukaryota; Ciliophora; Oligohymenophorea; Hymenostomatida; Tetrahymenidae
Exons: 8
Source: RefSeq, a predicted model, not a curated record